Messenger RNA from Cucurbita moschata (crookneck pumpkin), 1870 nucleotides. RefSeq names its product dof zinc finger protein DOF5.6-like. Lineage: Eukaryota; Viridiplantae; Streptophyta; Magnoliopsida; Cucurbitales; Cucurbitaceae. Gene Ontology annotation, molecular function: DNA binding; DNA-binding transcription factor activity. Bases 587 to 1588 code for a protein of 333 amino acids. Gene Ontology annotation, biological process: regulation of DNA-templated transcription. The transcript is spliced from 2 exons. The record is from RefSeq and is a predicted model, not a curated record.
AAAAAGAAGAAGAUUUGGAUGAAGGAAUUAGUGUCAUAAGAUUAGGAGAGGAAGAAUCUAUGCCUUGCUUGUAGGAGGGGGAGGAGAGAAGGGUCCCACGCUCCAUUUUUUGGGCCCCUAAGUGGAGUGCUCUUUGGGGAUGCUUUCUUUAACGAGGACCCAAAAAUUCUCACCAUUCUACUACUUCCACAUCAGCUUCUUCUUCCCUUAAGCUCAGCCAAUCACAGCCCUCCAUUUUGCCACGUUGGAGUUGUCUUUUGGUUGCUUUAGUGUUCCUUGUGGGGUACCCUACAGACAGUGUAGGGACCCACUGAAAUGUUCUUACCACCGACGAUGUUUUUGUCAUCCUUAACAUCUCUCUGCUAAGCUAACUAACACAGUGGCUGCUACCCUUUUCCCCUUCCAUCUCUUCAAAUAUACCUCUUUUUCUUCCUUCUUCUUCACAUCCCAUUCUCUUCUUCUUCUGAAACUGAUCUCUUUGGGAUUAAUGGAGCUGUUUUUGGUGCCCAUUUUGUCAGUGGAUAAUGAAAUGGAGUGAGUUUUAAGUGAAGUUUUUGUGGGUUCCUCUGUUUUUCUCAGUUCAUUCAUGGGUCUUACUUCUCUUCAAGUCUGCAUGGACUCCUCUGAUUGGCUACAACAGGGAAGUGGUAACGAGGAGUCUGGCAUGGAUUGUUCGUCAUUAUCAGGGGACAUGCUGUCAUGUUCAAGGCCACUGACAGAGAGGAGGCUGAGGCCUCAACAUGACCAAGCACUGAAAUGCCCAAGAUGUGACUCAACUCAUACCAAAUUUUGUUACUACAACAACUACAGCCUCUCUCAGCCUCGCUACUUUUGCAAGACUUGUCGUCGGUACUGGACCAAAGGCGGCACUCUCCGCAACAUCCCGGUUGGCGGUGGUUGCAGGAAGAACAAGAAAGUUACUACUACUAAGAAAUCCAAUAAUGACCCGAUUCAUCAUCAACAACAACAACAACCACGACAACCUAUUUCCCAGAUCCAUCAUCAUCAUAUAGCGUCUUCUUCUUCUUCUUCCCUUCAUAAUCAUAAUCCCACCGAUCUUCAUCUCUCGUUUUCAAAUCAAGUACACUUCCCCUCUCAGUUCAAUCCCCUUAUUGGAACACCAAAUUUCAUCUCAAGCAUAGGAAUGCUUGAAGCUCACCAUCACACCGCUCGACCAAUCGACUUCAUGGACUCCAAAAUGGAAGCCCUUGUUGGCAAUGCUCAUUACAACCCCACAAACUCCGACCAUUUGGCCAUGGUGGGUGGGUUUGCUGGAGAUCACAUUGCCGCUGCUGGCCAUGCUCUGUCGCCGAGUUUCCAUGGCCUUUGCACCCCUUAUGGACUCUCACUUGAUGGGAACGCGGCAGGCAUGGGACAAGGAGUGAUGAUUCCUUAUGAACAUGAACAAAAUGAGGAUCCAAAUGCAAUGGAAGUGAAGCCGAAUACAAAGCUUUUGGCUUUGGAAUGGCAAGAUCAGGAGGGAUGUUCUGAGAAAGUUGAGUCCUAUGGAUUUAUAAAUGGAAUUGGGUCGUCUUGGAAUGGGAUGAUGAAUGGAUACGGAUCAUCAACAACGAACCCAUUGGUCUAAAAUCCGAUCAGGGGAAUCAAAAGGGCAUGGCUCGAAUGAAAUCAAGAACUAUUUGCCUUGAUUUCCUCUCUUUCUAUCAGUUUCUUAAGAAUAUGUCUUGAUUUUUGUUUAAUUUGGAGUGUGGCUUUGGGAUUGUGUCGGCUAAUCCAAGGCUCUCUGUUAGGAUUUUUCUUGUGUUAUCGAGGAAGAUUAUCUAGGGAGUGCUUUUGUAGUAUAAAAGAACAAAGAACAAGUAUGAUUUGGAACGUAAUUAUCAUAUAAUUAGACUUGUUUUUCCUUCAA